AUGGCGACCUUGCUGUUGACACCCUUUCUCGUCAGUUCAAGUGGUGAAGGCUCAAGAAGUCUUUUGGCCGACUGCAGUCUCCAUGUGCUACUUAUUCUCACUCAUUAUCAUAAAUGUGUUGUGGGCAACGAGCCAAUAACAGAUAAAAGUAAUGACACCACUACUUCAAAUUCGCUUUUGAAAGGGAGUAGAUAUUUUUCUGACAACCCUUACUCCAAGGCCUUGGAACAUGCAAUGGAUGUUGAAUUUGAUCGUGUAGAUACUGAGGGUAAUGCACAGUGGUCCAGUUUUGAGGUUACCUUUUGCUUCUCUGUUCGAUACCCUUGGAAUGUACUUGACUGAUGAGGCUGCUGCACUUUUGCUUUCUCU
This is a messenger RNA of Rosa rugosa (rugosa rose), 369 nucleotides long. RefSeq lists its product as uncharacterized. Bases 1 to 342 code for a protein of 113 amino acids. The transcript has 4 exons. The record is from RefSeq and is a predicted model, not a curated record. Lineage: Eukaryota; Viridiplantae; Streptophyta; Magnoliopsida; Rosales; Rosaceae.